CAUGGUUAACGCUCGUGUAUCCUUCUCCUGACAGUGUUUAUGUGUUACUAAUCUGGUAAAUGCCCAGAAAUCUGCAAGAUGUCGAUGGAUGUGACGUUCCUCGGGACCGGCUCCGCGUACCCGUCUCCUCACCGCGGCGCGUCCGCUCUCGUGUUGAGGACUGAAGGGGAAAACUGGCUCUUCGACUGCGGGGAGGGAACGCAGAUCCAGCUGAUGAAGAGCACACUCAGAGCCGGUAAAAUCAGCAAGGUGUUCAUCUCGCACCUUCAUGGAGACCAUCUGUUUGGUCUUCCCGGUUUGCUGUGCACCAUCAGUCUGAAUUUGAACCCUCAGCCAGAUCAGCCUCCGCCCUGUGUGGACAUUUACGGCCCGCGAGGACUGAGACUCUUCAUCCGUGUGGCGUUGCAGUUGUCUGGCUCGCAGUUGCUUUUUCCGUAUGCUGUGCAUGAACUGCAGCCGUCCGAUGAGCAGUGUCCUGAAGAGGGGCAUCUCAGUCCUGCUCUGACCACCGCCAGUGAAACCCUUCACCCGCAGGAGCGUCCUGGCAGAACUGUACAUCCAGACCCCGACACGGACUGUUACCACCUCAUUGAUGACAAACAGUUUGUGGUUAAAGCGUUCAAGCUCUUCCACAGAGUCCCCUCAUUCGGCUUCUCGGUGGAGGAGAGAGAACGUCCGGGACGGCUGAACACAGACCUGCUGAAAGAACUAGGUUUGAAACCAGGCCCUCUAUACGGGCGUCUGAAGAACGGACAGUCGGUGACUCUAGAUAGUGGCCGUGUGUUGACAGCUGGUGAGGUGCUGGAGCCGCCGCUGAAGGGCCGGAAGGUGUGUGUUUUCGGGGACUGCAGUGCUCCACUGGGCGAGGGAUUUAAACGGGCGUGUUACGGUGCUGAUGUUCUGGUGCAUGAGGCCACGCUGGAGAACGGGCAGCAGGAGAAGGCUGUUGAACAUGGACACAGCACUCCUGGCAUGGCUGCGGCGGUGGCGCUCACAUGUGAGGCGAAAACACUGGUGCUCCACCACUUCAGUCAACGAUACAAACCUGAAAAUCUCCGGCGAGAUGAUGAUGAAGACGAUGUUUCAGAGCUGAAGAGACAAGCUGAGCUGGUGCUGCAGGGUUCCAGGACGGACGUCAUUCUGGCUGAAGACUUUCUCACUCUGCCUGUGGCGCUCAAGAGGAAUUCGACAACGUAGUACCUGUCAGAUUUAGCCCAUGUGGAAAUACGUUUUCUAGUUAUUAAAUUUUAAUAUGAGAAAAUGUUUUAAUAAAGUCAUUUUGUACCACA
This is a messenger RNA of Danio rerio (zebrafish), 1289 nucleotides long. It is a transcript of the gene elac1, whose product is annotated as elaC ribonuclease Z 1. The record is from RefSeq and is marked provisional. Gene Ontology annotation, molecular function: RNA endonuclease activity producing 5'-phosphomonoesters, hydrolytic mechanism; 3'-tRNA processing endoribonuclease activity. NCBI's taxonomy places the organism in Eukaryota, Metazoa, Chordata, Actinopteri, Cypriniformes, Danionidae. Gene Ontology annotation, biological process: tRNA 3'-end processing.